Messenger RNA from Chilo suppressalis (striped riceborer), 333 nucleotides. The record is from the annotation of a GenBank genome assembly. Lineage: Eukaryota; Metazoa; Arthropoda; Insecta; Lepidoptera; Crambidae.
AUGAUAAAAGACUGCUUGAUUGCAGUAGCUGAAGAAAUAUGCCCCGAAAAGAUAAAAGUUAUGAUGUAUAAUGUGUAUGAAGAACUUCUUGAUAUUAAUAGUAUUCACGACACGACAACUGGGACAGAUAUUUUUAAAGGAGUUGAAACUACCAUUAAUAAAAAGAACCUUCGAUGGAAAAACUUGAAAUCUAUCACCACCGAUGGAGGAAAGAAUAAAGGAAUGGUGGCACUUGUGUCAAAAGCAGGGGCGGACCUAGGGCGGUGCGAGCGGUGCGACCGCACCGGGCGCCGUCAUAUGGGGGGCGCCGAAAACGGCCGAACGCCCGACUAG